Molecule: messenger RNA, 773 nt
Organism: Cheilinus undulatus (humphead wrasse)
Lineage: Eukaryota; Metazoa; Chordata; Actinopteri; Labriformes; Labridae
Product: cytochrome b-245 chaperone 1 homolog
Exons: 7
Coding region: 162-764 (200 amino acids)
Source: RefSeq, a predicted model, not a curated record
GGUUGUUGCAAAAUAUGAAUAGUACUUCCUCGUAAUAUAUUGCAUGCGCUUCCUCGUACAAAUGCUCUUACGUUAAAAUUUCCAGCUAAAAAAGGAGGGAAAGCGAGAGUAAAGUAACACAUCUCAGAAAAGUUGGGACAACACAACAGAAGGCUGCAAAUAUGGGAUACAUGUCAGUAGAGGAGCACAGCGGGACCCUGCUCCAUUUGAAGAGAUCCCCUGGUAUUCGUUCCUGGUCUCUUCUUGUCGGUAUAGCAUCUGUUGGAUUAGCUGCUGCGUACUACAGCUCAGACAGCAUCUUGUGGAAGCUGUUCUAUGUGACCGGCUGCCUGUUUGUAGCCCUGCAGAACAUGGAGGAAUGGGAGGAGGCUGUGUUUGACAAAACCAAGAACCGCAUUGAGCUGAAGAGCUUUAGCUUGUAUGCUUUAGUCCUGACGUUGUGGAGAAAAGGGCAUGAGAAAGUUGUGCUGGAUCUGACACAGCUGUGUGACAUCUGUGUCCAGGAAGAGAGAGUGCGCUAUUUAGGGAAGGGCUACCUGCUGAUGCUGCGGCUGGCUGCAGGCUUCUCCUACCCUCUCACUCAGAGCGCCACGAUGGGGAAUCGAAGUGAUGUAGAGGCGGUGGCUGCACUGCUGAAGCGUUUCCUGGGUCUGGAGGAGCUGCAGCAACGCAGGCAGCAGGAGGAAGAGGAGGAGUAUGGAGAGGAUGAGGAAGACUCUUUGGACAACAGCAGUAACUCAGGAAAAGAAGACGACGAUCUCUAAUCUCACUGU